Molecule: messenger RNA, 3988 nt
Organism: Salmo salar (Atlantic salmon)
Lineage: Eukaryota; Metazoa; Chordata; Actinopteri; Salmoniformes; Salmonidae
Gene: cabp7b
Product: calcium binding protein 7b
Cellular component (GO): trans-Golgi network membrane
Molecular function (GO): calcium ion binding
Source: RefSeq, a predicted model, not a curated record
GCAGUGUGCAGAGCAGACGGCUCGAGGAGGAUCAACCUCAAGGAUCCAUCUGAAGACGCAGUGGGUCGCCCAGGAAAUCCCUUGACAGUUGAAUACUUUGACAACUCUAGUUCUUAGUUUUGAUGUUAUUUCGUUUUUUUUUCUUGUUUUAUUUUCAAGGAGAACGUUACAGACGAAAAUCUCUUCAAUAGGCUACCGGUAGAGGCUUUUGGGGGCUAUUAGUUAGGCUACUUACAGUUUUAUCGACUGGUCUUCAGAAGUGAAGAUAAAGGAAACGGAAAAGGAAAGUGUGAGGAGACGGAAGGCAAUACAUACCUUGUACAAAACAACGACCUGUAGGACUAAAAAUCUGUUCAUGUUAAUCCUAUCAAACAGAAAAUAGAAGUCUUCAGUCUAACAAAUAUGAAAUGAUAUGCAUUUCAAAGCCAGCGCACACUUAAACUGCUCUCGAAUUGGAUUUGUAGUUGACACGUUUUUUUAUAUAUAUAGUUGUAGUUUCUAUUUUUGUAUCAUUAUUUUAUUCCAAUACAUGCGGAAUAAAAUAUCUUACAAUGUGCGGAUUAAAAUAGUUGGUUUUGAUGUAACAAAGAUAUUUGCUAGGUUUAUUUGAGACAAUAAAAUAGAUAGAAUUACGACCAAAAAGAAAGUUUCAGCAAUAUAUCUAGUAGGGCUACUUAUAUCCUUCGGUAAUUGUAAUGCAAAGUUGAUGUGACAUAUAGGCUACACAAGCACUCUUGAUAUAUAGGCAUUACAUGCAUUGAAGACAUAGCAGAGACACCUGCCACUUUGUCCGGGACUUCGCGAGCUUCGAUUCCGCCACUGUUUUCUCAACAGGCUACACCAAAAAACAAUAACAGUCAAGUGACAGAACCUGAACAUAGAUCUUUUUUCCGGUUGCAAAAUGUUGUUCUCCAAAGUGGACUAUAGCAAAGUUUCGGUCAGCAAACUACAGUGAGCUAUAUGAAGAUCGCGAUACAGAUUUUCCCUCGCAGAAAUGCCAGUGCGAAUGCCAGUGCGGACCACAAGGUUCAUGUACAAGGGAAACUGCACUAUUCCAGAUAUCCUAUCAUACCGGACCCCCAUUAACCUGCCCGAGGAUGAGGUGGAAGAGAUCCGUGAGGCCUUCAAGGUGUUUGACCGAGAUGGAAACGGAUACAUCUCAAAGCAGGAGUUGGGGGUGGCUAUGCGGUCGCUGGGAUACAUGCCCAAUGAGGUGGAGCUGGAGAUUAUUAUCCAAAGGCUGGACAUGGAUGGUGAUGGCCAGGUUGACUUCGAGGAAUUUGUUGCACUGCUUGGACCUAAACUUGUUGCUGCUGGGAUGCCUGAUAAGUUCCAUGGGGCGGACUUUGACUCUGUAUUUUGGAAGUGUGACAUGUCGAAGCUGACAGUGGAUGAGCUGAAGAGGCUACUGUAUGACACCUUCUGUGACCACCUAACCAUGAAAGACAUUGAGAACAUCAUCAUGACUGAAGAGAGCCACCUGGACAGUCAAGAGUGCCAAGUGGACAUUGACACCAGCCCAACACAACAGAAGCACACAUGUGUGCGGAAGAGCCUGAUUUGUGCCUUCGCCUUUGCAUUUAUCAUCAGCGUAAUGCUUAUUGCAGCUAACCAGAUGCUUCGUAGAGGUAUGAAGUAGAAAACCCUGUCCUCUACUACCAGAAGGAUUGUUUCCUUUUUUAUCCUUUCACACUCAACCCAGUGACUAAGCAUAGACAAAUCGAACUGAUAGAAAGGAACCGAGAGAGCAUGUAAUUUUUUUCAGAGACAUAUAUUUAAUGACCAUUCUGUCCUGAGAUCCAUUUAGAGCCAAAACACAGACUGAACACCCUGAUACCAAAACUGUCAACUGGACAAAUGGAUAUAGGCCAGGAACCUGAGGAACAAAAUGUCUUGUUUACCCUUCACCAUUAGUUUCAGAUGUUCUGAAGGUUACCACCAAACACACUGUAUCAUACACAAAAAGAAAGAACAAAUACUAAGCAAUUAUACAAUCUCUUUGAUUGAACUAGGUCCCGUGUGGCUCAGUUGGUAGAGCAUGGUGUUUGCAACGCCAGGGUUGUGGGUUCGAUUCCCACAGGGGACCAGUACGGAGUAAAAAAUGUAUGAAAUGUAUGCAUUCACUACUGUAAGUUGCUCUGGAUAAGAGCGUCUGCUAAAUGACGUAAAUGUAACUCACCAUAAUGUCACCCUAUACCAUUCAUAAGGUAAUUUAUUGGCCUUCUAUUUCCUAUGAGAUAAAUGAGUAAAGCCGUAGUGUCUGUGCUCUGUUGGUAACUAUGUUGUCUGAAACAUAUCGACAUUACUAGUGUAUAUCAUGUGGCAUUACAGCCUGCCCUUGCAAAGCACGUAGCCAACGGCAUUUUUUUCUACAUACAUUUUUAUUCAACAGCACUUAAAGAACAUGUACAGUACAUACACAACAUAAAUCUACAGUACCAACGGCAGUUUCUAAAGAUAGUAUCCUACCUAUUGUAGAGAAUGAAUUUAGAAAUGUGGAGAUAUCAUUUGGGGAAUUUCGUAGACACAGAUAAUAAUAGUUAUCAUCAGCAAACCUGAGAUGCAUCUGCCAAUCUCUAUCUCUGCCAAUCUCUAUCUCUCGAGUCACUGUUCCGAUUGCUGGCUCAGCCCAAUUCUCCUUCUAAACACACAGCACAUGUACAUGUAAAUAAUACCAAGUUAUAUGAUUUGUGUACUUCCUCUGUGGUGUUUACCUCCAAAGUCAGAUGUAUUUAUUAAAAUGAUUAUGCAAAUGAUAGUUGUUAUUGCAAAAAAGUACAUCGUACAUUAACGUUUUCUGUAAAUAUUUAUAUUCUGUGAAUGUGGAGACAGUUUCAAAGGACAUUUAAACAUAUGUUUUGUUUGGCUUUUGACAUGGUCCACCAAAACAACAUUAAGCUAUUGUUUAGAUUUUUACAUGGUUCUAUUUUCUUAAUGGAAGAAGAGAUACUUUAUAUCAAAGAUCAAGAUAUCAAGAAUGCAAAUAUAUACAUUUUUUGUUUAAAUCAGGGUUCUAAUGUAUGAUUCCCAGGUUUACUGAAACUGAAAUAUCAUUCUAACACAAUUACUAAUCUGUUAAUGGCCAUGUACUUAAAAUUUUACAUUUUUCCCUUUUGUCAUAUUACUUUUUUAGAAAUCUGUUUUCUCUUUAUCAUAUAUGAAGAAUUUAACUAUCAUUGUAAUGAAAUGCUAUAUAUAUUCUCUUGCUCUUUUUAUCACAAGCUGAAUCAAGUCUGUAUCAUACCAGAAAAUAGUAUAUCAAAUAGUGAAAAAGAACAGGGCUUGCAAAAGUCUACCUUGAUGAGGUUGACAAAAUGUUGCUCGGUUAUCUGUUCAUAUAUGAGAAAUAACUAUUUGACAUUAUAUGCAUUUGUGCAAAUGUGAAAUAGCCAGUGUAAUAGACAAUACAUAAAAAAAAUAGUAAAGCAAUGAUAUUGUAUAUGACCAAUGUUACAUUGCAAUAAUGAGGAGAAUAUGUUAAUGUACAGUUUGUUGAGCGUGAUCUGAUGUUUUUUCAUAUCCCUCAAUGUGUUGUCAUAUGAAGCAGUUUUGUUCUCUAUAUGUGACUGUGAUUUUCAUCAAGUCAAACAUAGUGCAGCUCUGAUACUUUGUGCCAAACGCGGGGGAAAAUGCACAUAUCAAUCAUUUCAGAAUAACAUGUCUUAGGGAUCGAAUAUUCUUGAUAGAAACAUAACUUGCAAACAAAUGUAUUUCUUAUCAGAAAUAAAUGUCUUGCAAAUAAAAACUAACGCAAUAUACUGUAUACUGUAUGGACAUGGUGUAUAGAAAUGACCUCUCAUGUGAACCUUCAAGUGUCCUCGCACUGUCUGUUGUUGCCUUUGGUUGAACUUUCUAUGGCAUUCUUUCAGCAUCAGUAAUCUCAUCCUAUGCACUGUAAUUGCACAUAUGUACCCGUCACCACAUCAAAUAUACAUUUAUAAACAUGAUGUCUGGAUGCAUGUUGUCCAAUAAACAAACACAAACGUAA